Molecule: messenger RNA, 5008 nt
Organism: Scophthalmus maximus (turbot)
Lineage: Eukaryota; Metazoa; Chordata; Actinopteri; Pleuronectiformes; Scophthalmidae
Gene: abcb9
Product: ATP-binding cassette, sub-family B (MDR/TAP), member 9
Exons: 12
Coding region: 1009-3435 (808 amino acids)
Biological process (GO): transmembrane transport
Cellular component (GO): membrane
Molecular function (GO): ABC-type oligopeptide transporter activity; ATP hydrolysis activity; ATP binding
Source: RefSeq, a predicted model, not a curated record
AAGCUUAAAAUAAGUAACUCAUAUAAAAUUAUGAGUAACACAAAACAACAACAACAACAAACCUAUGGUGCUAUAUGUUGUAUAAUAUGCAUACAGUAUAUCUAGUGGGAGGGGCCACACAACGUUUACUUCCGGGACACCUCCUGUGCGUCAAGAUGGAUCAAAAGCAGAAAGAGGCAUCACUCUGCCUCCUUUUCCGUGCAUUAGAACCACUGGCGAGUGCGUUCGACAGUUUUAUCCUGUGGACGUUGUGGGUGACGGGGCUUCAGUGUAAUGACUGACUUUAACUUUGUAUUCACAUAUUAACACUGACGUUAUUUACACUGUCAAAGGAGGUUUUUGUGUGUGCGUUAGCGGGCUUUAAGUCGUGGCAGCUUAUCUGUGUGCUGGUGGCGGAUCACAGUACCUGUGUCAGUGUGAUACCUCUGUGACAUGGAAGAUCUUUGAUACCGGUGUCCACUCGGCUCAGUUCGGGUGGUGAGUCUCUCUCGGCAUGUUCCUCCAUUCACGCCGCUGUGCAUUUUAUCCCAAUUCGGUUUUAUAGAAAGGACUUUGGCUCCAGGUUCCCGUGGACACUCGGCUGGACACGAAGGGAUUUAAUGACAUGGACGCAUUUUUAACGUAACGCGACGCAACGCAAAGCAACUCACCGCCUGCUCAAGGCUAACUCCUAUAGCUAGCUAGCUAAUAGUGUGCAUUAAUAAUGUUACAACCGUACUCGUCAAUCAUUAACAUCGUCGUUAGAGAGUAAAUUAAGAUAGUUACUACGUCCUAUACACUAUUACACUACGAGCCGCUGGAGACCGGAAAUUAGUUUCUCCAAAAUAAAAGUAUAACUGGGGUUUUUUCACCGUCAAGAGCGCAUGCGCUCUUUUUCUUUCCGCUCCUGCCCUUCACAACAAAAGCCCGACUUAAAAACCACUCAGCAUUUGUGACCAAGAGGCAACUCAAGUUACAGACAUUCCAAUAUAAUGUAAUGUGCCAUAAAUAAAAUAUCUCACAAAGAGCAUGGGCAUCAUAGCAGGCGUGAGCUGCACCGUGUUGUUCACCCUUCUGGAUGUUGUCGUCUCCACUGUCCUGUUCACACAUGGAUCCCACCUGGUCACGUUCAGAGAUGAAGUCCUGGACUUCAGCAUCCUCACGUCUGCGUUGGACCUCUGGGGGACCGCGCUGCUCCGAGCGUCCCUUCUGCUGGGGGCCUCCGUCGGUGUGUCAUGGAACAAGGCGGACGGUCCGCAGAGGGUCGCCGCGCUCGCCCCCCUCAUCCUCCUCAUCAGCCUGGUCGUCGUCACCUACGCCCUGGCCAAGCUGCUCAUGCUGACCGAGCUGGGGCCUCUGACGCAGCGGCCCUGGUUCCUGGGCCUCAUUGGCUGGACCUGUGCCUCCUCCCUGGGAGUCGUGCUGCUCUGGGGGCUGCUCGGGAAGGAGGACGGCUCGGGGACCCGUCGCGGCAGCAGAGGAGAGGGGGGCUCUGAGGACACCGAGGAGCUGGUGGGGACCGCUGAUGAGGAGGAGCAGGAGGUGGGGUGUCAGAGGAAGAAUCAGGAGGAGGGCGGCGACCAGAAGAAGAAGAUUGGCUCCGGGGCCACACUGGGACGUUUGUUAUCCUUCAUCAGGAAGGAUGCAGGCCUGCUGUCUGUGGCCAUCCUCUUCCUGCUCAUCUCUGCUGUGUGUGAAGCCUUCAUUCCGUUCUACUAUGGAAGGGCCAUCGAUGGCAUUGUGAGCUACAAGAGCAUGGAGCACUUUGCCAAACCAGUCAUCACACUGGCUGUACUGGCUUUAGCCAGUUCACUUGCGAUGGGUGUGCGUGGCGGAGUCUUCAACCUGACGUUUGCUCGACUGAACCUCCGCCUCAGGAGCCGUCUCUUCAGAACCCUGAUGAGGCAGGAAAUUGCCUUUUUUGACGAGAAUCACACGGGCGACGUCAUCUCGCGGCUCUCGUCCGACACCACCCAAGUGAGCGAUCUCAUCUCCCAGAAUGUCAACAUCUUCUUGAGGAGCACCAUCAAGGGCUUCGGCUUCUUCAUCUUCAUGUUCGGGAUGUCCUGGAAGCUCACGCUGGUGACCAUCAUGGGAUUCCCUUUCAUCGCCCUUGUCUCUAAACUCUAUGGAGAAUACUACAAGAAAUUGACUAAAGAAGUGCAAACAACUCUUGCAGAGGCCAAUCGAGUAGCAGAAGAAACCAUUUCAGGCAUGAGGACGGUGCGGAGCUUCGCCAACGAGAGUGGGGAGGCCAACUCCUACUACGCCAAGCUGUUGGUCAUGUUCGAGCUCAACAAGAAGGAGGCGCUGGCCUAUGCCUGCUACAUGUGGUCAAGUAGCAUUUCAGAGCUUGCUUUAGAGGUUGCUGUCCUCUACUAUGGUGGGCAUCUUGUGAUCACUGGUCAGAUGAGUAGUGGUCACUUGAUAUCUUUUUUCAUAUACAUGCUGGAGCUGGGAGAAUGUCUAGAGAGCAUUGCAUCGGUGUAUACGGGCCUCAUGCAGGGAGUGGGAGCCGCGGAGAAGAUUUUCGAGUACCUGGACAGGAAACCCAAACAUCCGGCUGAUGGCACCGAGGCUCCGGACGCAUGCACCGGUCUGGUUGAAUUCAAAGACGUCACGUUUGCGUACCCAACUCGCCCCGAGACUGAUAUUCUCAAGGGAGUGUCGUUCACCCUGCGGCCCGGCGAGGUCACGGCCCUGGUGGGACCCUCAGGCAGUGGCAAGAGCUCCUGCGUGAGUCUGCUGGAAAACUUCUACCUUCCUCAGCGAGGCCAAGUGCUGCUGGACGGAAAACCUGUUCACACUUUUCAGCACGACUACCUGCACUCCAAGGUAGCUCUCGUGGGACAAGAGCCCGCGCUGUUUGCCCGGACGGUGGAGGAAAACAUCACCUACGGCCUGAGCGACGUCCCCAUGGAGGCGGUGGUGCAGGCUGCCACCAAGGCCAACGCUCACGACUUCAUCACCGCCCUCUCCAAAGGCUACGAGACAAAUGUUGGAGAGAAAGGCACCCAGUUGUCAGGGGGGCAGAAACAGAGGGUGGCCAUCGCAAGAGCCCUCAUCCGCACCCCACGUGUUCUCAUCCUGGACGAGGCGACCAGCGCGCUGGAUGCAGAGAGUGAGCACAUUGUCCAGCAGGCUCUGAACAACAUCAUGAAGGAGCACACGGUGCUGGUGAUCGCCCAUCGGCUCAGCACGGUGGAGAAGGCGAACAACAUCAUUGUGAUCGACAGGGGCCACGUGGCUGAGCAGGGCCCCCACGGUCAGCUGAUGGCCAGCGGCGGGCUCUACUGCAAGCUGGUGCAGAGGCAGGUCCUGGGCAUCCAGACGGGCGCGGAGGUCCUGAACCCGUCUGAGGACUUCAGACAGAAGCGUGACGGGCAGCGUCAGCGGAGAAGGAAAAGCAGCAGCAGCAGCGGCGCCAGCGAGUCCGAGUGCAAAGGUCGCUACUGAGAACGGACUGCUGCGUGUAGACGGAACUGGAAACUGCUGCUCGACGCACACGUACUGUAGAAGACGUUCUGUGAGGACAUACUAUGAUCAUGUCAGAAUCAGCUCAGGUGAAGAUCCACUUAUCUGUGAAUUGAGUAGCUUUAUUAAAGGUUCGUGUGUAGGGUUUAGGGGGAUCUAUCAGCAUAACUGGAAUAUAAUAUUUAUGUCCACGUAGGGAGCGGGACCUCUUCCAGGGAGUCACCAUGUUUCUACACUAGCCCAGUACAUGAAGUAUGUCUGGGGCCGCCAACGCGAUUCAUUGGUUCACCGCUUGCGCAUACAUAUGUUCACGUCUCUCCUAGAAUUCCAAAGAUAGCGGACAAUCAACUUAACAUUCCAUGCAUUUUCUAUGAUUUUAUACUCAUAUUAAUGCUGCGUUCAGCUUCAAUCGGGUCGGGGUUAUCGUUAGGGUUUCUGUGUCGUUGACGAUCAAAAUUAAGAAUAUAUUGGUUUCAAAAACAAAUCACCACUAUAUUUUUCUUACGUCAACGUAGGUUCCUCACUUCUUACGCUUUCCCACCAUGUUUCAAGAUCUGCCACUGUCAGAGGAAACUGAAAAAUACGACUCCACUGCACCACCAAUUACGUUGCGAUCUCUUAUCGUGUUGUGGCGCAACAAUACGGUCACAACCAUAACUCCAGUACAUGCUCGGAAGGGUGAUCACGUCCAAUCCUACACAGUGAAUCUUUAAACUACAAAUAUAGAGUGGUGGUGAUGAUGAUUAUGAUAAUAAUAAUAUCAAAAAUGUGGUCGCAUUUCCACUGGAGAUAAAACUUGAAUCAUUGUUCAACAUGUGUGCUAAUCGAUACAUUCGCUUUUAGGAAAUACGUUGCUGUUGAUGUACUGUGUGUGUGUGUGUUUGUACUUUUUAAUACCUCAUCGUCACACAUUCCAGACAAACAUGUUGUUUUCUCCAGAGGUGUUUGUGCUUUUAUAUUUAUAUUUACGCAUUUAUUUUAUGAAAUGCUCGGUGUUUCUUUUAAGGUGAAGGUUAAAUUCUGUUGUUUGUAGAUUCACUAGUGAGCUGUGCAAUUCUGACAAAGGGAAGACCAGUGCCUUUAGCUGUGGAUGUGGACGUACUAUGGAGAUCUAUGAUUGUCACUGAUAGAAAUAAAUCACUUAUUGUCACUACACACAGUACACACUGUAAAUAUCAAUCACUGUAGAUGAACAAUGUAUGUAAUGAACAGUCAACUGCCAGUAGUUGCAAACAUGCUGGAUUAGUGCCACAUGCUGCAUUCACUGUCUACUGGUUUUUUGGUAGUUAAUAGGCCUCUCAUGAAUGAUACAUGGGUCAUAUUUUGGAGGGUGUUUGGCUUUGUAUAAUCAUUUUUGACUUUCCCUUUAAUCACAAAUAUCAAAGCACGAUGGUGAACUGUCAUUUAGCUGCAGCUAAAGCUAAAAUGAUUUGUGGGGAGUUGAGACUCAUCAGUUUUCUUGCAUUAACUUCUGUGCUGUACACCUAUAUUGGACUGGAAAAACGUCCACAUGGACUACAGUGUAAAAAAAAAGUAAAAGUAUAUUUAUUCCACA